Molecule: messenger RNA, 4116 nt
Organism: Chara braunii
Lineage: Eukaryota; Viridiplantae; Streptophyta; Charophyceae; Charales; Characeae
Source: the annotation of a GenBank genome assembly
UAGAGACGAAAGGUGGCACAACCACACACCCCUAUACGCCUGAAGAAGAGGCCAAGGCCGCCGCCAUCCUGAAAGAGAGAAGGGAGAAGAAGGAGGCCAAGAAGAAGGCCCUCCAGGAAGAGCAGGUGGCAAAGUUGAAAAAGAUAGAGGAAGAGAUGGCCAGAGAGAAGGAGAAGUUGAGGAAAGAAGAAGAAGCGAAGUUGAAGGAGGUGGAAGAAGAAGAGGAGGAAGAUGAUCAGCCACUGGAAAGGAGAAGAGAACAGCGAGGGCAGUACAAUGGCAGCAAGGAUGAGGAGAUGGAGAAGAGGAUCUCAUAAUGGGUCGCCAAUUUAUCCUUGGGGGAAGAAGAAGAGAUAGUCAUGUAUAUCCCCAAGGAUGAGCAGGAAGCCGCUAUGAAGGAGUGGGAAGCAGAAGGAGAUGUUUUGAAGCGGCAGGCAAUGGAGGAUGAAAAAAGGAUGGAAUGGAAGUUAAGGAUGAUGAGGGAGAAGAAGAAGAGGGUGGAUGCAGCGAGCGAAGCGGUCAAAGAUCUGGAGGAGGUGCAAAGACUGACUCUACGGUUGACCCCUCAGGUAGACCUCCAACAAAAGGUAGAGAUUAUUGCCCAGAGUGUUGAGCGUUUGACCCGAGUGCAGGAACAACAAUAUGAGUUUAGUCGAAGUCAGGAUACGGCCGUGCGUUCGAUGCGGAUGGGAUUUCGGGACUUUGCUCGCGAACUGGUAGGCGCAGUAGGAGCCGAGGUGAACCAUCGCCUUGAGAAGACUGAACGCUUCUGCGUCGGCGCCAUUGAAGGCGUCAAGGCGACAGCUCCCAAGGAGGAGGAGGCACGUCCUCGUAGGGAGCCAGUCAAAGUCAAGUUCCUUGAUUCCUACAGUGGAAAAAGGGAAGAAAACUUUGACAAUCGGGAGGCCAAUGUCAAGACCUAUGUGCAUUUGCAACAGGUCUCCCCAGAUCAGCACGUGCUGAUUGCGAUUCAUGCGCUUAGGGAUGAAGCCGCCAGUUUCGCGAGGUCCCUCGUCCGCGCUGCCAACUGCAAUGAAGAUGCAGUUGCGUACUCCACAUUCACCCCCCUCGUUGAAUUUAUGAAAUUGUUGCGCGAGCGAUUCGCUGAUGUUGCUCGUAGUGUUAAAGCCUCUGAUAGGCUGCAAACUAUCCAUUCCCGUCAGUGGAAGAGCGCGAGGGCACUCAAAAGCACAAUGGAUGAGUUAGUGGUUGUUCCUGACCACGGGGUCACAGAGCCCCAAUUGGUCAACCUCUUCUACCGGGCUAUGCCCRAAAYGUUUAGAGGGCACUUCUUCRCGAAGAGCCAAGACCCUGCUAUGACGUAUGAUGCGCUUAGCAGGGAAGUGGUSGCGUUUGAGGCRAAGUCUGUGUCAGUUUCCACUUUCUGGCACAARGACUUAGACAAGGGAAARAAGUGGAAGGGUCGCACUAUCUSAGGGCAAGUYAAGACKAAGGAUAGYCUUGUCCUGACCUUAGACGAAGGUAGUGUYGACGAGAUCCCCUACGAACAGAUUGAGUGGGGGUUAGARGAGGAGGACAGCGGUGCGAGCCAGGAGAGAACUUACGCUGUUGUCGCGGCUGGAGGGAGGCCGCAAGGARGAGGRCRAGGCYAGGGCCAAGGGGGCCGGGCCUCAGGGAGCCGGUUUCAGGGCGAUCAGGGGGUUGGCGGCAAAGGAGGAAACCGCCAAGCGGGAGGAAGGGGUCAAGGUCCCCCGCAAAACCGUCCUAGGAAUAGGUCUCCCUAUAGGGCGUAUUUCCGCCUAGAGAAGGAUGGGAAAGUGGAGAAGGUUCUCCACUCCCUGACUCUCCUCGUAGAAGACAACCUCCCAUUCGAUAUCGUCCUGGGAAUGGAUUGGGGAGAGGCAGCCGGGGCCACACUCCAUUUAAAGGAGCACGAGUGUAGGCUCCCUAGCCCUGCAGGCAAGGCUAAGACUGCCCGCCUGUUUCAUGUGUCAGGAGUAGAGAACCCCCUGGCACAUUGCUGCCUUAGUGCUCUUGCGUUCGCAAGACUAGUGAAAAAGGAGCAACUGGAGGAACAAGUCUUUGUUGCCUAUGUUAGGCCAGUUACUGAGCCUACGAAAGAAAAGCCUAUAGACCCUGCGAUUGCCAAGCUACUGGAGGAGUUCAAAGAUUUAACUGAGCCGCCGAUAGGAGUAGUGCCGCGACCUAUCCAGCAUCGCAUCGAAAUUGAGCCUUGCAGUAGAAAUCCCAAAGGAGCUGUGUAUCGAAUGUCCCCGCGGGAGUUAGAGGAGCUUCGCAAACAGUUGGACGAGCUCCUUGAAAAGGGUUGGAUUAAGCCGAGCUCGUCUCCUUUUGGAGCAUAUGUCCUCUUUGUCCCCAAGAAGGAGGGAGAGCUGAGGAUGUGUAUAGACUACAGGGGUCUGAAUGCUAUUACAGUAAAGAAUGCUGAGCCACUGCCUAGGAUAGACGAUCUCCUAGAUCGAGUGCAGGGGGCGAAGUACUUCUCCAAGAUAGAUUUAAAGUCCGGAUACCAUCAGAUAGAGGUGCACCCUGAUGAUCAGUACAAGACAGCUUUCCGGACUAGAUAUGGGCACUACGAGUUCAUAGUGAUGCCCUUUGGACUAACCAACGCGCCAGCUACGUUCCAGCGCUGUAUGAACGAUUUGUUUAGGCCAUGGUUAGAUAGAUUUGUUGUUGUCUACUUAGAUGAUAUCUUAGUGUUUGGCAAGACCCUCCAAGAACACCAGGGUCAUCUSAGGCAGGUCUUGGAGAAGCUUAGAGAAGCUAACUUCAAGAUCAAUGCAAAGAAGUGUGAUUGGGCGAAGACCCAAGUCUUAUAUCUAGGCCAUGUCUUAGACGGAGACGGCGUUAAGCCAGAAGAUUGUAAAAUCGCAGCGAUUAGAAAUUGGCCCACGCCACGCACGCUGACAGAGUUGCGAUCAUUUUUGGGCUUAGCUAACUACUAUAGGAAGUUCGUAAGGAACUUCUCCACUAUCGUUGCGCCCCUUCGCAGAUUGCUGAGAAAGGAAGCCAUCUGGAAGUGGGAUAAGGACUGCACAUCUGCUAUGAAGAAGCUGAAGCAGGCACUAAUAGAAUAUCCAGUCCUUAAGAUAGCCGAUCCGUCCUUGCCCUUUGUCGUCACUACGGAUGCUAGCCAGUACGGCAUAGGUGCGAUGUUGCAGCAAGACGAUGGCAAUGGUUAUAGACCCGUAGAGUUCAUGUCCGCUAGGAUGCCUUCAGAGAAGGUUGCGACAUCUACCUAUGAGAAGGAACUCUACGCUCUCAGACAAGCAUUAGAAUACUGGAAGCAUUACUUGCUUGAGAGGCACUUCAAAGUCUAUUCUGACCACGAGACAUUGCGAUGGUUAAAGACGCAGGCCAAGAUGACACCUAAGCUUACUAGGUGGGCCGCAGAAAUAGAUCAAUAUGACUGUGAGCUCAAGCCGGUCAAAGCGAAGUAUAACGUAGUCGCGGAUGCUCUGAGUAGGAGAGCUGAUUACUUUGGGGCCAUAGUCCAUUAUCUAGAUAUAGGGUCAGACCUACAACAAAAAGUUAAAGAGGCGUACGCGCAGGACCCCAUCUAUAGUGAGCUCCUUAAGAGAGUUAAGGAAGCCCCAGAGUCCGAGCCAUAUUACCGCACUACUGAUGGGUUGUUGUUUGAGAAGACUAACGUAGUAGACCAUUUGUGCGUCCCCAACAGUGAAGAGAUCCGGAGUCUGAUCUUGGGGGAAUGUCACGACACCGAAGGACACUUUGGUUGGCAGAAGACUUUAGCCAACCUGAUGCACGCGUACACCCGACCAGGAAUGAAAAAUUACUGGAUAGAGUAUGUUCGCAGUUGCAAAGUCUGCCAGAGGAAUAAGUCAACUACGUGUGCCCCUUUAGGUCUUCUCAGACCUUUACCUAUCCCUGAACAGCCGGUAGAUUCAGUGUCCAUUGACUUCAUGGACACCGGCGUUAAGAGUAGGCAUGGCAAGAGCCAAGUUAUGGUCGUAGUAGACAGAUUCAGUAAGUAUGUUAUUUUUGUUCCCUUGUCGUCAGAAGCCAGAACAAAAUUAGUAAUUUAGAAGUUCUUUGAUCACUGGUUCAGUGAACACGUGGUUCCGCUGUCUAUAGUUAGCGAUAGAGAUACCCGGUUCACAAGUCUAAACUGGC